Molecule: messenger RNA, 428 nt
Organism: Serpula lacrymans var. lacrymans S7.9
Lineage: Eukaryota; Fungi; Basidiomycota; Agaricomycetes; Boletales; Serpulaceae
Exons: 2
Coding region: 199-387 (62 amino acids)
Source: RefSeq, a predicted model, not a curated record
UAUCGCCAUACGGUGGCGAAACCAGAUGGGCGGCGUUCAAGGAAAUAUACAAGAUGUGAUCUAACAAUCAGAUAUGACUUCCCUGCACACGUCGUUGUAUUCAACCUGCCAGCAAACCUUUUUUCUGUCAUCUUCGUCUCUGCCAUCCCGGCUAUCACACAACCGUGAGGUUUAUAGUCGACGGGGUUCGAUAACAGGAUGCACGAUGCUGUCACCAUCAGCCCGGUAUGGCGUGCAGGAUAUAGAAAUUUAUUAAUAAGAACCAGGGCAUUCCGUACGUGUCAUUAUCUUUACCCGGUCGCAUCACUGUCAGGAUUCUUCCGUCGUCUUUCAAUUGCAAUCCGCACCGCGUUCACCGUACAACGCUCUUUUGCAACGAUGAUCUGAACCCUCAAAUCCUGGACCUAUCGACAGCAUGCAUCCGUAGG